Molecule: messenger RNA, 594 nt
Organism: Ostertagia ostertagi
Lineage: Eukaryota; Metazoa; Nematoda; Chromadorea; Rhabditida; Trichostrongylidae
Source: the annotation of a GenBank genome assembly
AUGGUGAUUAAGUUCACCUCCGAUGUCGUCAAUCCGCCGGCUCUCUUGUACAUGGGAGUAGAUAAAUAUGAAAAUGAGGAGCUUAUCAAGUAUGGAUGGCCGGAAGAUGUUUGGUUCCACGUUGACAAGGUAUCAUCAGCUCACGUUUAUCUACGGUUGCCAAAGGGGAUGACCAUAGACACAAUACCGCAGGCAUUAAUUGACGACUGCUGUCAACUGGUCAAAGCAAAUUCUAUUGAUGGAAAUAAGAUGAACGACGUCGGUAUUGUGUACACAAUGUGGGAAAAUUUGAAGAAAACUGGUGACAUGGCGGUGGGACAGAUCGGAUUCCAUGACCAUAAGAAAGUGAAGCGAUGUGUGGUAGCGAAACGUAUCAACGAAAUCGUGUUUGUUUACAGGGAAGAGCGCGAGCAACGAGACAUAGCUGAACGUCGACAACAACGAAAGCUCGAACAAGAGAAGAAGGCGCGGGAGAUGAAAGAAGCCGAGGAGCGAGAAGCGUUACGACGACAGCGCCAUUACGAAGACGUGGAUUGGGAUGCACCACCUCAGAAGGAAAAGGACGACGGUAAUCUCUCAGACGAUUUCAUGUGA